Molecule: messenger RNA, 2402 nt
Organism: Polypterus senegalus (gray bichir)
Lineage: Eukaryota; Metazoa; Chordata; Cladistia; Polypteriformes; Polypteridae
Product: vegetative cell wall protein gp1-like
Exons: 4
Coding region: 263-2101 (612 amino acids)
Source: RefSeq, a predicted model, not a curated record
CUCUGGAGUCCUGCAUGAUAAUUUUGCAAAAUAUUAGAUCAUAAAGAGUGUAAUUAGUAGUGGUGUAGUAUAAAUGUGCUUGCAAAAUUAGUAAUAGUUCUGAACCUCAGAGAAGUUGAUUGGUUACUUUUCCACCCUCACUUACCUUAAAUUCAUUGGCUCACUGACAUUUUUAAUGUAGAGGAGAAUACUGAAGAACAGCGAACACUUUUAAAGCAUAGAAAUGAAUCACCAUUCAAUGCAUUAAGAAAUUCCUUUAAAAAUGAAGAUUACACUUUUGGUUCUCUACAGUUUUCAUGCGGGCUGUUGCAUUCCAUUUAUUCAAAAUGGUGAACAAAUUAAAAAACCUUCAGCACAGUUUGCUCCAAGGCAUGCAUAUCCACUUUUCUACCCAAGGUAUCAACCCAGGCUUCCACCAUUAGUAUAUCCUAGAUGGCCCACUUACCCUCCAGUGCCUGUACCCAGACCAGCAGUUCCUCCUGUAAUUGUAAUAUCACCCAGAUCUUCAGGCCCCUCCACUCGUGGCGGUAUUCCAUUACCAGGAGGCACACCCAGUUCAGGGAUUGGAGGAACGUCUCCUGCAUCGCCUCCUUCCCCCGCACCAAUACCUGUGCCAGUACCAGUGCCCGUGCCCAUGCCAGUACCAAGACCUGCUCCACCCACUGCUCCUGCUAUAAGACCUGCUCCUGCCCCUGUUUCUCUGCCAGCACAGCAGAGUCCCCAAAUUAUUGUUCUUCCUCAAGCACCAGCCCCACCUCGUCCUUCACCACCAUCAAUUAUAUUUUUACCACCUACUGUUAUAUCAAGAGCAGGUGGAGGCUCUGGAGGCAAUGGGGCUGCACGUGGAUCUAGGCCUGGAAUAAAUGGGUUAGGGCCAGGACCCGGGACUGGAACAGGUCCUCUUUUUGGACAGGCAAUUGGUCCAGGGCCUGGAACUGGUCCAGCACCUGGAUUUGGUCCUGCACCUGGAUUUGGUCCAGGUGGCUCUGUCUUUUCUGGUGGUGGCAGUGGUCCUGUACAACCAGUAGCACAGGUGCCUAUACCUGCACCACCCCCUGCUCCUAUUUUCAUAUUUCCUUUUAUUCCACCAGAAUCUGGACGAUUCUCAGAUGGGCCUCGUCAACCAAUAGCAGCACCAACUCCAGCCCCUUCACCAGCCCCAGCCCCAGCCCCUGUUAUUGUCAUAUACCCACCAACUGAAAAAGAUGCCAAUGGACUCAAUGGCCAGAUUCCAGGACAAGCAUUUCCUCCUGCAAUACAACCACCACCACAACCCCCACCAUCUCCUCCUCCUCCUCCUCCUCCUCCUCCACCACCACCAAUAUUUAUUUUUCCUCCUGCACCAGCACCACCACCACCACCACCUGCACUGGCACCUGCUCCUUCCACGGGGGCUGCAGGUAUUCCUUCAUUUUUGCCUCCACCAGCCCCUGCCCCUGCUCCUGCCCCUUCUGUUUUCAUAUUUCCACCACCUAGUCCUUUACCAGAAGAUCCAGUUCCCCCACCUGUCCCUCCAGCACCAUCAGGAGAAGGAGAUGCCUCUGGUACAGAUCCCUUAUUUCCCAUUGCUCCUGUAUUUGUUUUUCCACCACCAGCUCCUGUUCUAACACCAUCUACCUCAGACCCAUCUGAAGGAGAAACACUGUCUCCAGUAUCAGCAUCUCCAUGUCCCUUCUCUGGCUUAGCUCCAUCCCCAAGCCCAGUACCUGCUCCCAUUCCUGCUCCAGCUCCGACAAUAUUUAUUUUUCCCCCACCAUCAGGUCCUGAAGCUAGUCCAGCAGGUCCAGAUUUUACUGAUGCUGCCCAUUUAUUUCCUGCACCAUCUCCCCCAGCUCCAGGCGCUCCUAUAUUUAUUUUUCCUGAUUCACGUGGUGACUUAGAUGGGCCAGUCUAUGGCAAUGAAGAGUAUGGCUUCCCUGUGGAUUCAGGGUAUCCAGUUAUAUCACUUGGAAUGUUGAAGUCACCCAAAACACCUCCUUCAACAUCUAAAAUGAAACGCUCCUAUGUGUGGAAUAAGUUAGUUCAAGCUCCAAGCGAAAAACAAAUGCCUUCAUUAAAACUACAUUCCACAGUAACUGGAAAACAGCAAAAAAUGGCUUAAAGAUGUGUCUUAGCAGCAAUUCCUCCUCCAGACGUUUCAUGCAUAAUGGUGCAUAAGCAAUCUAAAGAUGCUGAAGAUUAAGUUUUGCUGUUAACUUUGCACAGACCUGGCAUAAUUUUAAGAGUGAAAUUGUGCUUGACAAAGAAACCAGCUAAAUUAAAUAAAUAUCAGGCAUUGGAUGUUAAUCAAUCUGUAACUUCAUGGAACAUUUAUCACUAUAUCAUUACUGUUAACAUAAAGAUAACUAACUUGUUGAAAAAUUAAUCAUUAAGAAAUGCUAAGAGUGUCUGUAAACUCAAAU